GAGUAUGUCACCAUUCAAUGUAAAAGAUCCAUUCCAAAAUCCAAAUUUCACGAAGGAGCAAGUACAGUUAUUAUAUAGAAACUUUGCACAUGACUAUGAUUUCAUUAUUGAUCUGGCAAUAAUUGAAGACAUUUACACAUGGACAAAUGGACAUGCUGGCCUAGUAUGCCUUUGCAGAAAAGCUAUUUAUGUAAAUUUAAUAAGGAAGCUUGAUGAAAGAAGAAGGCUUGACUUUUUAACCUGGUUAAACUUCACCAUUAGUUCAUUGCAAAAAUCAGUACUAGAUUAUGCCACCUUUAGAAAGAUGGUCCAUAUACUUACCAAGGAUAAAGCCAGGAAAGCCAUGCAACUUAUUCGAUCUACAUUCAUAGGAUUCUUUGAUUUAGUACAGAUUGUUGACAAUGAAGAAAGAAAUUUAGCAGAAUUCUUAACAGCUGAGGGUGUGCUAAUUAGGGAUGAAGAGACCAAAGAUAGAUUUAAAAUGUCAUCUGUUUUUGUAGAUGAGCUGGUUCGACAAAGGGUCAUUCCUGAAUUAUUCAAGUCCUCCCCAACAGUUGCAGUUCCUGAAAAACACGAUGGAUUCCUUGAUACUGUCAAUGUUUUGAAGACAGUUGUCCAAUUCUUUGACCAAGACAUCAUUUCUAGAGUAUACUAUCGGUCAUUUAAAACAGCACAUAAU
Molecule: messenger RNA, 679 nt
Organism: Entrophospora sp. SA101
Lineage: Eukaryota; Fungi; Glomeromycota; Glomeromycetes; Entrophosporales; Entrophosporaceae
Source: the annotation of a GenBank genome assembly